Messenger RNA from Fonticula alba, 2211 nucleotides. RefSeq lists its product as hypothetical. The record is from RefSeq and is a predicted model, not a curated record. The transcript has 5 exons. The coding region runs from base 118 to 2211 and encodes 697 amino acids. Lineage: Eukaryota; Rotosphaerida; Fonticulaceae.
CCGUGCCCUCGCCGCCCGAAAGGCCAGCGCACACACACGCACGCGCAAGCGCCGGCCGGGACACCCUUCCCUCCAUCCCGCGCACCCUGGGCUUCUGAGCCUCCCUCCGCUGGCAAGAUGUCUGCCAUCGGGGAGAUCGAUGACCGAAUAUGCCUACGACUCCGCAUCUUCCGUGCACGCGACCUUCCCCCGGGAUUCAACGCCUGCGUGCAGGUCGGCUACCGCAAGGAGCAGUUCGCCACCAACUACGCCGAGGUUGAUGACCAUGGCAAUGUCCAAUGGAUGGAGGAGAUGGACUUCGGCCAGCGCCAGGGCGAAAAGGAGCUGGUCUUCCGUGUGCACCUGGCCCGCAUCGAGGACGGAGCCCCGCCCCAGGUAAGCUACCACAAGCGCUUCGGCUUCCGAAACCGCUGGCGGGCCAAUCGCUCUCACGAGUGCGGCAAGCUGCGCCUCACCCCGUCGGACAUCAAGCAGAUCGUCAAUGAGACCGACCCGGACUCCGGCGACCCGCACUCGGCGCGCACCGGUCAGCAGCUCCGCCAAAUGCAAGUGGAAGACAUGGCCGGCGCCUGGCGCGCGCUCACCUGGCUCGAUGAGGUCCCCCUCGGCGCCGGCAAGCUGCCCUCCCUGUGCAUCGGCAUCUCCUUCGUGGAUAUUUCCGUCCUGACGGACGCCGGCUACUCGGUGGCCACCACGUCGCGAUGGAAACUGCGCGAACGCGUGCGGCGCAAGCGCGGCCCCGCCAUGUCCUGGGCCGGGCCGCGCUUUGACGAUUCCCAAGUGUGCCCCCUCUGCCACAUGCUCAUGAGCCAGUGUGCCUGCGAUGACCGGGUGAGCGCGUACUCCGCCACGCCGACCGGCCGCCCGGGGCCCGGCGCGCCGCGGCCCAUAUCGCCCGAUCGCCGGAGCGUUCGGUCCACCAAUCCCUUCGACACCCCCCCGGAGGAGGACCCGCAAGACAUGUGGUACACCCCGACCGCCUAUCGGGCCAGCCUGUCGAGCGGCGGCGUCGGCAAGGGAGCCGUGGCCGUGGUCCCGCGAGCCGGGGUCUCCUUUGCCGGGGUGCCCGCCCCGAUGAUGGCCCCCGGCCACACCCAGCCCCUGGCGCGCGGGGUGACCUACACGCCGCCCGACUCGCCGCAGGGGCGCCGAUAUAGCUCGACUUUCCAAAUGUCCCAGGCCCACCCGCUGAAGCCGGGGCCCGUCUUGCCGGGGGUGGUCGCCCGGUCGCCACAGCCACGCAGCGACACCAUCCGCGUGGAUCCCUACCAGGGGGACCUCUUCGCCGGGCGCAUGUCUGUGGUCCCGGCGGCGGGGGAUGGCGGUGAGCCCGGGUUUGCGCGACACCGGCCCCCGGCGGUUGUGCUCCCCGGCGGCGGGAGUGUUCCCUACGACACCCGGAGCAUCAACAGCAUGGGCAAUCCCUUUGCCGGCGAGCCGGAUGGCGGGGUGCCGGGUCGUGGGGCGGCGGCCGAUCCCGACUGGAAUCGCAUCAACCGCGACUACCGCCAUGGGGCCGGCGGAGGCCAGGGCGACGGCCCCGGGGGACACCACCUUCCCCGGUCGCAUGGGGACUACUUCGAUGAGGACCGCAGCCAUGGCCGCGUGGGGUCCAUGGGCGGGGCUGGCGGUGGGCCGGGCGCCGGGGCGCCCCCCAGCCAUUGGUACGCGGCGGAUGACCUCCACGCGGCGGGGGGCCGGUCUCGACGCGGCUCGUUCCAGGGCAUUCCCCAGGCCGCGGGCCCGGCGGCCGGCUACUCGGGGCCCCCGCGCCCUGCAUCGUACCACCUGUCCGAUGACCACAGCCAGGAGGACCACCGCGAGUUGGUCCGGUAUGCGGCCACCGCGCCGCACUAUCGUGAGCCGGGCUCCGGCCGGAGGAAUUCCAUCCAGCACUCGUUGUACCGGCCACCCGGCGACCAUGCCCACGGCACGACGAUGGUCCUGGAUCCGGGGGCCGCUUCGGCAGGCCUGAUGCCCAUGUUCCUGGUCAAUGGCCACGAGGUGGACCCGCGAAUCAUUGAGCAGGCCCUGGCCAACUAUACCGGGGAUCCCUUCACCGAGGAGGACCUGCUGGCCUUGCGUUUGCAGCUGGCCCGCGCCGAGCAUGACCUCGAGCGCUACCGGGCCUACGUCGGCCGGCUCCUCAGCCGGGUGAUGAUUGUCUGCCCCGAGCUGUUGGAGAAGAUCGGCGCCAGCAUCCCGCCCUGA